Messenger RNA from Cyphellophora europaea CBS 101466, 1308 nucleotides. RefSeq lists its product as uncharacterized. The coding region runs from base 1 to 1308 and encodes 435 amino acids. The record is from RefSeq and is a predicted model, not a curated record. Gene Ontology annotation, molecular function: hydrolase activity, acting on carbon-nitrogen (but not peptide) bonds. Lineage: Eukaryota; Fungi; Ascomycota; Eurotiomycetes; Chaetothyriales; Cyphellophoraceae. The transcript has a single exon.
AUGGCAGAGGUCAACUACGACAAACCUUGGGCGCCGACAAGUGCGGUGCCUAGCAUUACUCUCAUCAAUGCCUCGUUAGUGGACGUACGUCAAGGACGAAUUGUUUCCAAUACAACCAUCACACUCUCGAAUGGGAAAAUCGACAAGGUCGGCGGCAAUUCAUCAGAGUCGGCGUCUAUCGAUCUGCAAGGCAAAUACAUCUGUCCUGGCUUGAGCGACUGCCAUGUUCACGUGACGGGAGCGCCUGGCGGGCUGUCUUUCAAGACACUAUACAACCACCCGGCCAGCGCCAUCCAUCUGCGAGCCUCCUAUGUCCUCAAGACCAUGCUUCUUCGCGGCUUCACCACCAUCAGGGACACAGGUGGCGCCGAUGCUGGUCUACGCGCCGCCGUUGAUGAAGGCUUGAUUCCCGGUCCACGCAUGGUUAUCGCCGGACGAGCUCUGUCUCAAACAGGCGGCCAUGGUGACUUCCGUGACGCACACGACUCACGUACGCCUAGCUGCUGUGGUGACACACCGAGUCUUGGGCGCAUCUGCGACGGCGUGCCACAAUGCCUGGAGGCCAGCAGAGACGAGUUGCGUCGAGGAGCCGACUUCAUCAAGAUCAUGUGUGGAGGCGGCAUGGCAUCACCAAACGAUCCACUCGACAUGCUGCAAUUCACGCCAGAAGAGAUCCGCGCCAUCACGACGACCACGUCGUAUCUCGACACCUAUACGACUGCGCACGCUUACACGCCAAGAGCCAUCCGACAUGCCGUCGAUAACGGCGUCCUGGGCAUCGAGCACGCCAACUUCAUCGACGUUGAGACGGCGGAGCUCUGCGUGGCCAAAGGCGUCACCUUCACUCCCACUCUCGGCACCUACGAAGCCUUCUCCAAGGCUCCCUUCGACACCUUGCUCGACCAGCAGAACAAGGAAAAGCUCCGCGUCAUCGUCGCGAGCGGCCGCAAAUCGCUCGAGAUCAUGAAGCAGACGGGCGCGAAAGUCUGCUACGGCUCUGACCUGCUGGGCGGCGCCCACUACCAGCAGAGCAGCGGCUUCCGGUUGCUGAACCAGGUCUUCAGCCCCGCCGAGGUGCUGCGUUGCGCCACGAUCAAUGCUGCGGAGCCGUUAAGGAAGGUAGGGCAGCUGGGUGCGUUGGAGGCUGGGAUGGUUGCGGAUCUGCUGGUGCUUGAUAGGAAUCCGCUGGAGGAUAUCACCAUACUGGAGCGGCCGGAGGAGACGAUUCUGGCUAUUGUCAAGGAUGGGAGGGUGGUGACAAGUAAGGUGGAAGGUCUUGAGCAGGAUGCGUUGUACCGUGGCUUUUGA